Molecule: messenger RNA, 963 nt
Organism: Cladophialophora yegresii CBS 114405
Lineage: Eukaryota; Fungi; Ascomycota; Eurotiomycetes; Chaetothyriales; Herpotrichiellaceae
Exons: 2
Coding region: 1-963 (320 amino acids)
Source: RefSeq, a predicted model, not a curated record
AUGCCACCAAAGCGGAGGAGGCAGGCCACGGUCGCCGCUGUCCCUCGUGGACCUAAUCACCAGCUCAACAUUCUUCGAGACCACCUUGAUGCGCAAGUCAAGGCCGAGGCGAACCUCGAGGCCACGGAGGACGCAAACUUACAAGACGCGCUCGAAAAGGACAUCAACAACCGCAACACGGUCCUCGCAAACACUAUCGAUGACUUUCUUCAUGAUCCAUUCAGUCGCCAGCCUGUGAGUGAUUUUAGCAAUGCAGAGAAGUAUGCGUUGAGAAGUCUCCGCAACGCCUUGGUCAAUGAACUCAAUCAGCCUUGCAAGGCCAACAAGACUGCACUCAUGAAGGCCAACGGGUCACUCGUUAUUCUCUUGCGGCCCAAUGCCACAGGCAAAGCAGACAUGAAGCAAUGGGUGCCUCCGAAUUACAUGUCUGAAGACAAUUCAGAUAACUCAACUGGAUCGUCUGAGUCAUCUGAGUCAGACAGUGAAGGUGAAGACGAUUCCGACGACGAAGAAGACGGUUCCGACAACGGAGAAGACGGCGAAGACGGCGGAGAAGCUGGAGAUAGUCUGUCAAUGGUCCCCAACUUUUCAGAUACAGCAGCCCUGGAAUGGCGUCCCCGGCACAUGCGAGAGAGUCUCGACCAGUCAGUCUAUGAGAUUGAUAACCCAGAUAUCAAACACAGUGACCCAAUCGACCAGCCAACGUGGGACACGUUGAUUGAGAAUCAGCCGAAGCCGGUCGAGUGGCGAUUUGAAAGUACCGAUACCGAGACUGAAAAUAAGAGCGUCAGGAAGAAGAAGAAAAAGAAGAAGAGCAGAAUGGAGGAGAAGGAGGGGGAGAAGAAGGGGAAGAAGAAGAAGGCAGAGGAGAGGAAGGGAAAGAAGAAGAAGAAGAAGUCAAAGAAAAGGCAUACCCAAGACAGCCUCCAGGACGACACGGUCAAGAAACAGAGGCUUCAUUAA